AUGCAGGCUGUCAUGGCGCAACCCCCACAAACCUCUGCCUACGGGGCUGUUCCUCUCCGCCGCAAGCCCAUAGCAAACCCCGGCAUUUCGGUACGACCCCCGCAGCAUCAAUACCACAACGACGGCCAACUAGGACAUUCACGAACACGCACAACCAGCUCAGGCAUCUUCCCCGCUGCAUCGCCUACCACAAGCACCAUGAACUCGCAAUAUCCAACCCAGUACCAGAGCAGUCUCCGCCGCACGCCCACCUCGUCCACCAGCUCUACCACAGGCACCCCGAACCGCUCCAACAGUGGCGCUCUCCGUCGCUCCUCGUCCACACGCUCGGGCGGUAACUCGCCCACCUCCUACGUUGCCCUUAUGCGGAAACAAAAGGCCACAGUCUGGUGUGACAGGGCCCAGUACGAAGACCCGCGCAUGCUCGCACAGCAACGGCAGGCCAAGAUGCGGGCAAACAUGGAAGUAGCAGGCGGCCCACACCACGUCCCGCCGCGAAGUGCCUCGGGAGGAUCCAGCAUGGCUGGCGGUGUGCGGUCCAAGAUUGGGCGCCAUCACGGUCUACCAAAAGCGUCGUUAUACGCACCAGUCACAUACGCAGGUUCAGGUGUGCCUAUGCGCCUGAGUGCUUCAGAGGUAGACGAAGGUGACGACGAAGACGCGGGCUCAGUCAAGAACGGCCAAUACCACCACCGCACAGGCUCAGGCCGCUCCUCGCUCGGUUCAGGGCGCCGCAUGUCCUACGCCAAUCCCACCGGCCGAAUAUCCUCCAACAGCACACCCCCGCAGAACUCAUCCCCCGACGGCGAACUUGCCGACCUGAAGGAAGAACCCACUCCGUCCCCCGCGGAAUACGACGUCAACGCGCCCAACGACAACAGCUACUUCCAGCACACCAAAACGAACACAAGUACGGGUAGUGGUAGCAGUGGCGAACGCAAUUUCGGUGACAUGGGGCAAUUACCAGCGCCUGGAAUGCUGAAACCACCCGCUACAACGGACAAGAAGGGCAGUAAGGACGACCUAGUGCGGAGGGGCAGCGUAGACGAGCGGACCAUGACCAUGGGGACAAGGUUGUUCGUUGCAAACCCCGACCUGAGCGAUUGA
Molecule: messenger RNA, 1107 nt
Organism: Alternaria postmessia
Lineage: Eukaryota; Fungi; Ascomycota; Dothideomycetes; Pleosporales; Pleosporaceae
Exons: 1
Coding region: 1-1107 (368 amino acids)
Source: RefSeq, a predicted model, not a curated record